Messenger RNA from Rhizophagus irregularis DAOM 181602=DAOM 197198, 546 nucleotides. The record is from RefSeq and is a predicted model, not a curated record. NCBI's taxonomy places the organism in Eukaryota, Fungi, Glomeromycota, Glomeromycetes, Glomerales, Glomeraceae.
AUGUAUACAAAUCCUCAAGGCAAAAUUACUAAGGCGUUGAAUAUUGCUUGUCACAAAUCUUUGUUUAACAAAAAUUAUCUUCUACAUAUCAUUAUAUGUAUUUUGGGAUCAACGGGUCCAAUAUAUGGAGAAAUUAAAAGGAUUGGGGACACGCAAUUGGGUGUUCCAACUCAAUGUAUUUUACUCAAACGAUUAGCGAGAAAAAUUGGAAUCGAUCAAAUUUGUUCAAACAUCUUUUUGAAAGUGAACGCAAAAUUAGGUGGACAAAAUGUAAUAUUAACCAAUGAUCAAAUUGAUUUUGUAUCUUUAGAACCGACAGUGAUAUUUGGUGCUGACGUUUUCCAUUCUGGAAGAGGUGAUAAUAGGCCAAGUAUUUCAGCUGUAUGUGUCUCAUUGGAUUCAAAAGCUACUAGAUACGGAAGAUUUAGUGUUAAUAAGGAUCCUCAAAAUGAAAUUAUUGAAGAUAUCAAAGGAAUAAGAAGUUGGCUCCAGCUUGGAAACCAAAAUCCCAAGUAUAGUUUCAAAAAAAGGAAUUCGAAACUUUAG